Molecule: messenger RNA, 5249 nt
Organism: Culex pipiens pallens (northern house mosquito)
Lineage: Eukaryota; Metazoa; Arthropoda; Insecta; Diptera; Culicidae
Product: endoplasmic reticulum aminopeptidase 2
Exons: 9
Coding region: 1292-4558 (1088 amino acids)
Biological process (GO): proteolysis; peptide catabolic process
Cellular component (GO): cytoplasm
Molecular function (GO): peptide binding; metalloaminopeptidase activity; zinc ion binding
Source: RefSeq, a predicted model, not a curated record
CUGCCAUCAUUGCAGAACAAGUAACACACAACACUUGGCCGCGGUCGUCCCAAUCAUCCACACACACACACAUUGCCUCCUGCCAUCAUUCCCGGAUUUUCUCGCGUGGUUCCAUUCCGGGGACCACUUCCGGGAGGUUCCUCCCGAUAUCUGCCGUAACGGAUUUGAAGACGGUGUUCUUUCUAGUUUUAAGAUUGUGAUAGUGCGUACGUGCGACGGAAGUGAGUGCUUUUCGGAUCCAGCCAACGGGAACCACUUUUUUCUCCUUCUUUUUCGUUCGAAUCCUUCAUCACACAUCCUGAAAGACAGACUUUGCACGAACGGAAUUACCCGGGACCGGUGGGCAGCAGCAUCCCUACCCGGCUCAUAGGCAAAUCGAGUUUUCGAGGGGAAGAGAAGAUAAUCAUAUUUUCUUGCAUGCUUUUAUGCAAUUAGUGGUGUAGCGGAAAUUGCUUUAAAAUCUAACUUUAGAGCGGAAAACUCCGGAGGGGGCCGACCAUGGCGAACAAGUUGUGUUGGUGAAUCUGUGAGCAAGAAAGUGGCAUCAAGGACAACGUGGUUCCCGGAUAGAAGAAAAAAAAAACGAACGAACGGGGAAUUCCCCGGGGUCAUAAAAAUUUCAAAUUAAUGCGAAUCUAAAAUGGACGUCCAUCAACAAACGUACGCAGCAUAAGAAGAGCCAGAAGAAGAAGAUGAAGGGCGGCCGAAGGGUGGUCGGAAAAGUCGCCCCUUCUUCCAACGGUGUGUGAUGUGAUGGUGUUGGUGUGAGCGAGAGCGAGAGAGAAAAAAAAGGGAGAGUGUGAGUGUUCGUCCUACGAGGAAUCCUCGGCACAGCCGUCGCGACGCCCGCAGGGCAGGCAGAACAUAGCAGGCUGGGUGGUUGAGGCUGGCAGAACAGCGCACAUGUGUUUAUCAACAUUUCAUGAGGUGCGAGACGUGCGACGCUCGGCAACAACAACAACAGCAACCACGGCGUCGACGUCGAUUGGGGGUCCUUUUUCGGCCAGAUUUGUGACCGGUGACGAUUUAUGGUGCGUGUUUUAUGUGUGUGACUGGGCAUUAAAUUGAUUGGCCUUCCGGUGGACCAACAACAGCACAGAUUGACUAACAUUAUCCACGAAAGAAAAAAAAAAACGACACCGGAAGGGGGAGAGGAAGGUGGUGGAAGUGGUGGUGGUGGUAAAAGCUGGCCGGAAAUCACCGCCAGCAGCAGGGGGGCCCCGUCAAAGUGUCUGUGGUUGGAAGCGGUGGCCCUGGCGGCAGUAAGAUCUGGCGACGCGAACGGAUCGGCAUGACGGAGCCCGAUUCCGACGAUGUGGCGUUUCUCACAGGUGGUGACAGUACAAGUGGCCGACCAGGCCGGGAAGGCGUUGCCGUUUGUUCACAAAAGCGCGCACUAUGCGUGACGGCGAUCGUGCUGGGAACACUGCUAGCCACCGCCCUGGUGAUAGCGUACGCCGGUCCCCAGACGGUAUGUCCGUGCGCGGGCAAGAUCCCCCCGGGAUACAUCCAGGAGGGGUACAACGAUACGGAACCCUUCCAGCCAAUCGCGAGCAAUGGCCAGCCGUUCCCGUGGCUGCUGCCAACGCUGCCGAACAAUGUGCGACCCUACCGGUACUCGUUGACGAUUCACCCCAAUCUGACUACGCUCGAUGUGAAAGGACAAGUCACGGUCGAGUUCCACGUGGAAAAGGAGACUAACUUCAUCGUGAUACACGCACAGGAUCUCAACAUCACGGAGAAGGCACUGGUCGGACCCAAGGGCUACGCGCUGAAGAUCCUCCGGAUACUGGAGUACACGCCCCGGCAGCAGCUGUACAUCGAGUUGCGGGACAAGCUACGCAAGAAAGCAAAUUACACGCUCAGUAUUCGGUGGUACUCGAAGAUGAUCACCGAUCCGGACGGCUUCUUCGUGGACCAGUUCGAAACGGAGCAUGACGUUAAGAAAAUCCUGGCCGCUACGAUCCUGCGACCGGGCAGUGCCCGCAAGGCAUUCCCAUGCUUCGACGAGCCACACCUGAGGGCGUCGUUCCGGAUAUCGCUGUUCCGCGAUCGCUUCCACAUCGGGCUGUCCAACUCGAUCGUUCAGGACACGGACGACGUCGGGUUCUACAUGGGAACGGGACUGCUGCGAGACGACUUUGCCGAGACACCGCCACUGCCGCCGGAUUCGAUCUCGUGGGUGAUCAGCGACUUCAAGCGCCAGCUGCUCGACCCAUCGCCGAUCUACCAGACCGUGAACGUGUCCAAGGACGCCCGCAAGCCACUGCUGGAGCCGACGAAGCAGCCAGCCAAACUGACCAAGGCGGAGAAGAAGCCGUUCCGCAACCUUACUGCCGUUCUACUGUCGAAGAAUCUCUUCAAACUGACAAACAAUCAACCACCUAGCAAGCCAUCCGCCAACGAGUCCAGUACGGUCGUGCCCAUGGCCGAGAACAUUAUUCAGGGAAAUCACACCAAUCAAGGCGCGGGAAGCGAUAGCAAUCAUACGAGUGCGGCCGACGCCUUGGAGAUCAAGACCGCUCCGGCGUAUUCGUUCUACGCACCCAAGUCGUACGUAGACAAGGGUAGCUUCGUCCUGCACACAUCACGAGACAUCCUGGAGUACCUGCAACAGUGGCUGGGAGUUGCUUAUCCCCUCUCCAAGCUAGACUUUAUCGCGCUACCAACACUAGACGAAGAUCUGACGAGUUCGCUGGGACUGAUCGUGUGCCGAACGUCCUUCCUCAGCUCUCCGGAGAAUGUCUCCACCAAGGAGUACCACAUGUCCGUGGUGAAGAUUUCCGAGGGCAUCGUCAAGCAGUACUUUGGCGGACUGAUCUCGCCAAAAGCGUGGAAACACUCCUGGCUUUGGGAAGGUAUCAUCCAAUAUCUAAGUCGGUUCAUCCUAACCCCAAUUCGACCUCUCUGGCCAAUGAACGAACUCUUCCUGAUCGAAACGACCACCCGAGCGUUGGACAUGGACGCCCUGCAAGGUUGGGAGAGCAUCUACACCGGAACGACCGACACCGGAGACAACGAUCCGUUCUACAUCGACAAAUCUGCGUCGAUGCUGGCCAUGCUGCAGUCGGCCGUCGGAGAGUCCAACUUCCGUCAGUGCUUAGGUAAAUUCCUGAAGACGUUCAAGUACCAGACGGCGGAACCGGCCGACCUGUGGAUCCUCUGUUCCAAGCAGGUCAACUACAGUAAAAACGUCAAAGAAAUGAUGAACUUCUGGACGCAUCUGGCGGGCUUCCCGUUGGUCAACGUGACCCGCACCGGAGACGAACUCCACAUCAGCCAGGUACCGUUCGCACCCGCUGAGUUCCUCGCGAUCAACGACGAUCCCAGCCUGGACGAAAACGACCCGUUGGCGACGUUUGGGGAUGGUUCCACCACAACCAGUACGACCACGACCAUUGCGCCAACCGUGGCCAGCAAGGACAAGCGACGCACCCGGUGGGUCUUCCCGAUCAGCUACGUAACCAGCAACAGCGAUCAACUGCCGGACACAAUCUGGAUGAACACCACGGAAACUAAAGUAACGCUCAAUCACUCGCCCAAGUGGAUCAAGCUGAACCACGAGCAAACCGGAUACUUCCGGGUGCUGUACGACGAGGACAACUGGGGCAAGCUGGUCGAGCAGAUGCUGAUCAACCAUCACGUCUUCAGCACGCAGGAUCGCGUCGGUCUCGUGUCGGACAUCUUUACGCUGUGCCACGCGAAUCUGCUGUCCUGCGACUAUGCCAUGGAUUUGAUCGCGUACUUCCCCAAGGAACAGGACUGGGGACCGGUGCUGGUAGGAUUCAAACACCUCGAAAAGUGGCGCAAGAUUCUCAAGUACUCCGAGUGCUACCUGGUACUCGCGGAGUACAUCCGCCAGAACCUCGCCAAGUCGAUCCUGGAGCUGACGUGGAACGAUACCGGCAAGGAGGAGAUCAAACUGCUUCGCCCGACGGUCCUGCUGAACGCGGUCCUCUGGGAGGAACCGGACGCCAUCAAGAACGCCAAGGAGCUGAUGAACGAUCAAGGCAGCAUCCCGCCAAACCUACGCUCGGUGGCCUACAUCGGAUCGGUCCUGUCCGGCGAGAUUCGCUACUGGCAGGACUGCUGGUCGCUGUACACCAAGUUGCGCGCCGAAAAGGACGUCGGCUCGGAGGAACGGAUGGAGCUGCUGCGCGCGCUCGGCGUCACCAAGGACGCCUGGCUGCAGAACCGGCUGCUGUCGCACGUCAUCACACUGCCCGUCACCGAAGUGGUCCAGGUGCUGCAGACGAUCGCCGGAACGCCAACGGGCGGCGCCAUGGCUUGUCGCUUUCUGCAGGCCAAGUGGCUCGACUUCCAGUCCAAGCUGGGCAGGGGAAGCGUCAACUUUGCUCGUGUGAUAUCGGCCAUCACGCAGUACGGGUCGACCAAGUUUGACUACGAUGAGCUCAAAUCCCUGGUCGAGCGCUUCGGCGACGGUCCCGGCAUGAAGACGCUCAACAUGACGCUGAGCAUGGUGGCGGCGAACGUCGAGUGGGUCAGCCGGUCGCAGACGUCCAUCUUCAACUGGAUCGAGCAAAAGUACCACUUUUGAUCGGAGGCUGAGGAGCACGACGGCACAAAUCACCGGCGGAAACGGGAGGAAUUUUAAAGACAAAAUGACGACGUAAUAAGGAAACCAAAAAAAAAAAAAAAAAACACGCAGCAGCAACAACAUCUAUUUUUUAGUUUUUCUUUUUCGAAAACUUUAGAACCGAUCGACGACGAGCAGACGUUACUUACACACACACACACGUACACAUUUAAAACAUUCUAGCAAACAAGUGAGCAUAAAUGUGAUUAGGAGUGAGUGCGAAAAUUUUGGGUGGACGCGUGAAAGGGUAACUUUAGGUGAAAAAGGUGAAAAUCAGAAUGCAUUUAUUGGUAGUACAAUCUCUGGUAGAUGAAUUUUUAAUCUUAUUAUUAACUGGAACGACUCUUCCAACUGACAGAAAAAAAGAAAAAAAAAAGAUCAGAAUACUGCGUGUAAACUGCUGUAAAUGUUUCACUGUAUAAUUUAGUGUAUAGAGAGAAAGUAUAUCGCGCCGGACAAAACAAAAUCGCUGUUCAUUAUUCCAUCAACACCUAGUUCCGUUGUGUAUUCAAUCGACGAAAGCUUCUGACUUAAAGCAAGAAAGGACUGAUUUGUAUCAUAUAGGAGAGCAAACAAAAAAAAGUGUACUAUCAAUACUGAGUAGGUGUGUCGAAAGCCAUAUUCUUCGAGUAAAGAACAAACAAACAAAAAA